Messenger RNA from Aspergillus calidoustus, 2127 nucleotides. The record is from the annotation of a GenBank genome assembly. Lineage: Eukaryota; Fungi; Ascomycota; Eurotiomycetes; Eurotiales; Aspergillaceae.
AUGAGUUGCUUGGACAAUUCUCCGAUACUGCCCCAGAUCACCGAUUUCUGCUGGUUUUCAAUUGUUUUACUCCGUCUACCUGUUUUCUGCGAUGAAAUGACCACCGACCCUGUUUCUUCGGGCCUCCACCCCAUUUCCAAUCUCAAAGCGGGCCCGACGACCUCCAGUUCCAGGUCAACAGCCAUCCCAGCGUCUUCAACCCCAGCGCCGCCCUCACAGUACUCCCAGCGUCCGCAGGUGGCGAAGAACAUUAGCCGAGAUGAACUGAGCAACUCAACAAGCGACAAGGCUACAGCCGCUCUGAUAAGACGCGUGCUUUGUCCUCAGUCGGGAAGCUAUGGCGGAGCCGCAUCUUCUGCUCCUGAGGAGCUACUUCCCCCGCUUACGAGCUCGAAUGAUGUGGACCGUCAGCUCUACGCCCUUAUCGCCAUUAUCAUCAAGGAGUUUGUCUUGUCUUGGUAUUCCAAAAUUACAGCAGACCAGUCUUUUAUCAACGAGGUGCUCCAGGUAAUUGCACACUGCACCCGAGCUCUUGAGCAGAGGUUGCGAGAGGUAGAUGUUGCCCAGCUGGUUCUGGACGAGCUACCCGCAUUGUUGGAGGCCCAUAUCGUUUCAUACCGACUAGCCAAAGAGCAGUCUUACUUGUCCGGCCUGUCGCCUUCUUCUCGCGAGAUAUAUCAUGCUCUGAACCCACAUCCAGGUCUCUCGCCAGUGCCAGAUACUUCGGAUCCUCCUUCUAUCUCUACGCAGCGAGAAAACGAAGCGGCAUAUCGAAGGCUCUUGGCGAAUGGGGUUCUGGCUGUUCUUCUUCCGACUGAAGAUCUCGAGAAUGCAUGCCUGCGGACUCUCAUGAACGACAUCUUCAGCGAUCUCAUCCUAGGGAACGAAGUGAGUGGGAGGGUGUGCGAAGGCUGGUUCUUGUGGGAGAGUACAGCGAAGCUGCUUGACUUGCUUGCAAGGAAAAGAAGCGCCGAUAAAGACGGAAUUGCAGAGACCGAGGCAUCCCGCUCAAAUCAACUACAGCAGUUUGGCUUGCUUUCCUCGCCCAACAGCAGCGAAACUAGCCAUUCCUCUUCCAGUGCCCAAUCACAGACCACAAGCUGGAUGUGGUCUUUGCUUCAAUACUUUUUCAUGGCAUAUGUGACUCUACGUUUCAUCGUAGCCGGCCUUUUUCGCGUUGCAUCCACACCUCCAGUGAUUUUGAGUUCGCACUUGAGCCCUGGUAUCCCCGUGGACGAGCCACUCUCCAAACGCGGCCAGCCAGGAAAGCGCCCCGUGCUUGAUUAUCGGUUUUAUGGCAUGCUGUCGCAACUGUUGGAUAUUCCGCGUCGGAUGCCAUGGCUAGGAGGACUGCUAGCCCUCUUUCAAUAUUUGAUUCUUGCGGGUCCGGGAAGAGUAGGAAACUCGGGCGGUGUUCUCGAUAGGUUCCUCCACGAGAACAUCCAGGAGUAUGUCCUCACCCCCACUUUGUUACCCAAUCUCCUACUUGCAUCACGAGAGGCGCUUUUUCCGCAUAAUACUCGUCCAAAAUCUGGAGCGAGCGACAGUCGCAUUGAAGGGUUGACCUUGACCUCGACGCCGGCUCCGCCAAUUUCAGAGGAGGCGCUACCCUCAAUUGUCCAUCAUACGCAGACGACUACUGCCUCUGGCGGCAACCCAAUAAUGCCCGCUCUUAUAGCGACAACGGCGGGAUCUUCUCCCUCGUCGGCGGAUCCGCAGCGGCGUCCCUCAACCGCCGAAAUCGCCUCGAUAAGGCGAAAGUGUGCCGUCGGCAUUCUCUCCCUGAUACCUCGCCCAAUCGCACGCCGGCUGCUUGGCAUUUCAACCGAGACUGCCCCUGGAGAGAAUCUUAAUCCCGCGCAAUCUCCGAGUCAUUUACACGAGUCUGGGCCUGCGAUGCCACAGUCGCCUUCGCCUAGCGAGUCUCGUAAGGGUGGCGUCGAAGAGAUCCUCUUGCUCUCCGCGAUCGAGAAUGAUAUCCUAGAUCUGUUCGCAGAUGAAUACUGCAAUAAACAUCUGAUCUACUCGAUUAUCGAGGCUGUGCUCGCCAAGCUGCUGCCUGAGCUGUCGGAUCGUAGUAUCGCGGAGCUGAUGGAGGAUAGGGGAGUUUUCGUCCAUACUGGUUGA